Peromyscus leucopus (white-footed mouse) is the source of this 2473-nucleotide messenger RNA. RefSeq names its product vomeronasal type-2 receptor 116-like. The transcript has 6 exons. Gene Ontology annotation, molecular function: G protein-coupled receptor activity. The annotation marks the transcript as partial. Gene Ontology annotation, cellular component: membrane. The record is from RefSeq and is a predicted model, not a curated record. Lineage: Eukaryota; Metazoa; Chordata; Mammalia; Rodentia; Cricetidae. Gene Ontology annotation, biological process: G protein-coupled receptor signaling pathway.
GACUUCAUCUGGACCAGAUCUGUGCAGACCCAGUGCUCGCUGCCUCAACCUCAUAUGUGCACUGUUCUUGCUGUGUUACGAAGGCCCUGUUUCCUUCAUGUAUAAGUUUAAAAACUACCAGUUUGUCCUGGCCCUGGUAUUUGCCAUUGAAGAGAUCAACAGGAACCCUCAACUUUUACCUAACACAUCUCUUGGAUUUGAUCUUUAUAAUAUCCCUUUCAGUGAAAAGAAUACUCUUAUGAAUGCUUUUAUUUGGCUCACAGGGAUGAAUGAUGUCAAAGCUAAUUACAAUUGUAAAAAGGAGCGGAAGUCAGCAGCAUCACUUACAGGAACAUCAUUCGCAAUAUCAGCACAUAUGGGGACACUGCUUCAGCUCUACAAAAUACCACAGCUUACUUUUGGGCCUUUUGAUACUAUCCUGGAUGAUCGCACACAGUUUACUUCUCUCUACCAGAUGGCUCCCAAAGACACAUCUCUGUCACUUGGCAUUGUCUCUUUGAUGCUUCAUUUCAAAUGGACCUGGGUAGGAUUGCUCCUCAGAGAUGACCACAGAGGAAGUCAAAUUUUAUCUGAUUUGAAAGACGAGAUGAAGAAAAAUGGAGUCUGUAUGGCUUUUGUGGAAAUGAUUUCAGGUACAUUGGCUUCAUUUUCUGACAGUUUCUGGAAAAGUGUGGGAAGGAUCCAAGACUCAUCUGCAAAUGUGAUCAUCAUUUAUGGAGACAUUGAUUCUCUACAUGGCUUAGUGAAAAAUAUAGGACAGAAGUUAACUACAGGGAAAGUCUGGGUCAUGAACUCACCUUGGGAUGUUACCAACCACUUGGAUUAUUUUAUGUUAGAUUCUUUCCAUGGGAGUCUCAUUUUUUCACACCACUAUGAGGAGAUGGUUGAUUUUACACAUUUUAUCCAAACAGUUCAUCCUUCCAAAUACCCAGAAGAUACAUAUCUUCCAAAAUUGUGGCAUUUAUUCUUCAAAUGCCCAUUUUCUAGAACUGAUUGUAAACUCUUGGAGAACUGUCAGCCCAAUGCUUCCUUGGAUUUAUUGCCUAAGCAAAAUUUUGACACGGCCAUGAGUGAAGAGAGUUACUACAUAUACAAUGCUGUGUAUGCUGUGGCCCACAGUCUCCAUGAGAUGAUUUUUAAAAAAGUUCAAAUUCAACAAUAUGAAAAUGGAGAGGGAAUUACAUUCCUCCCCUGGCAGCUCCACCCAUUCCUACAGAAUAUCUAUAUGAAUAACCAUGUGGGAAGUCAUAUGCUAACGCACAUGAAAUCUAAGUUAGAUUCCAAGUAUGACAUUAUCAACUUUUGGAAUUUUCCAAAAGGCAUUGGACUAAAGGUGAAAGUAGGAUCAUUUUCUCCAAAUGCUCCACAUGGUCAACAAUUGUCUUUAACUACCAAUUUGAUACAAUGGCCCACUAGAUUUACAGAGAUUCCUAAGUCUGUAUGCUAUAAGCUCUGUAGACCUGGGUUCAGAAGAACUAUCCAAGAGGGUAAAGCUGCCUGUUGCUUUGAUUGUAUUUCCUGUCCAUACAAUGAAAUUUCAAAUGAGACAGAUAUGGAUCAUUGUUUGAAGUGUCCAGAAAGCCAUUAUGCAAACACAGAGAAGAAUCAUUGCCUCCAGAAAACUGUGACAUUUUUACAUUAUGAAGAUCCCUUGGGCAUGGCACUCAGUAGCAUAGCCUUGUGCUUCUCCGCAAUUACAGCUUCUGUUCUUGUGAUCUUUGUGAAGCAUCGAGACACUCCCAUUGUAAAGGCCAAUAAUCGGGCCCUCAGUUACAUUCUGCUCAUCACACUCAUCAUCUGUUUCCUCUCUUCCUUGCUCUUCAUUGGGCAGCCCAACACAGCUACCUGUAUCCUGCAGCAGACCACAUUUGGAAUUGCAUUCACUGUGGCACUCUCCACUGUGUUGGCCAAAGCUCUUACAGUAGUUAUUGCCUUCAAGGUCACCUUUCCAGGGAGAUUGAUGAGGUGGUUAAUGAUAUCGAGAGCCACUAACUACGUCAUUCCCAUUUUUACUCUGCUCCAAAUCAUUCUUUGUGGAAUCUGGCUGGGAACCUCUCCUCCCUUUGUUGAUCAAGAUGCUUAUGCUCAACAUGGACACAUCGUCAUUUUGUGCAACAAGGGCUCAGCCAUUGCCUUCCACUGUGUCCUGGGAUACCUCUGCUCCUUGGCCCUUGGGAGCUAUACCAUGGCCUUCUUGUCCAGGAAUCUUCCUGACAAAUUCAAUGAAGCCAAAUUUUUGACAUUCAGCAUGCUUGUGUUCUUCAGUGUGUGGGUCACCUUUCUUCCUGUCUACCACAGCACCAAGGGGAAGGUUAUGGUGGCUAUGGAAGUCUUCGCUAUCUUGGCUUCCAGUGCAGCACUCUUAGGCUUCAUAUUUGCCCCUAAAUGCUACAUUAUUUUGUUAAAGCCAAAGAAGAAUGUGUUACAUGGCAUCAGAGACAAUACAUACUAUGGAAGAAAUAACCUUAACUAA